UCUCUCUCUCUCUGUGACAACAGACACAUGCACAGUUGCAGAGCAUGUCAACGCUUGAUCAUCAAGAUCAGAUUUGCUAUGUACAAUGUGGGUUAUGCACCAUCAUCCUAGUGGUUAGUGUCCCAAGUAGCUGCUUGUCCAUGGUCAGGGUCCCGGUCCGAUGUGGCCGAUGUAUGGGCAUCCUCUCUGUAAACAUGACCAAAGCUUCCUUUGCCCCUCUUCGGCCCUUUCCUUCUCUAAACCAAGCUGAGUUGAAAGAUCAGGAAAGUUGUCCUGAAGAGAAGGAGGCUCAGGAAGCUUUUAAGAAUCGCUGCUUGUCAAUGGUGGCCGCUUCAAACACUGAAGAUGGUGAUAUAGUAGUACCUACGAAUCCCGUCAUUAACAAACACCAGGAAAAGAGAAAACGACCUUCAACAGCGUAUAACAACUUCAUCAGAGAAGAGAUUAGGAGGCUGAAGGCUCAAUGCCCCAACAUGACUCACAAAGAGGCCUUCAGACUGGCUCCAAAAAAUUGGGCACUACAUCGACCAAAGGAGAGAGGGAAAGAGUUGCAGUGAGGGAACACUAAUUGAGAUUGCAGGUCCAUGAAGAAGGCAAAGGUUUGUCGAAAGAAAAGCCUGAAACUAGCUAGGCAAACCCACAUGGCCGGGCAAAGAAACUCUAUCUCUUACAGUAAAGAGGAGGGCCAAUUGACUAUAUUGCCUAAGAGAAAAUUCAAUUAUAUCUCAACGACUAGCUGCUUAAUUAGUUAUAUGUUGAAGGUUGUUGUGUUUUUAUUUCUCUCAGGGAAAAUUCUACGGAUCGGUUAGUUGAGUUUCAUUAAUUAAAUGGGGGCAUGAUCAGUUUGCUUAUGCUUGUCUAA
This is a messenger RNA of Malania oleifera, 862 nucleotides long. RefSeq names its product axial regulator YABBY 4. Gene Ontology annotation, cellular component: nucleus. Lineage: Eukaryota; Viridiplantae; Streptophyta; Magnoliopsida; Santalales; Ximeniaceae. Gene Ontology annotation, biological process: multicellular organism development; cell fate commitment; plant ovule development. The transcript is spliced from 7 exons. Bases 45 to 557 code for a protein of 170 amino acids. The record is from RefSeq and is a predicted model, not a curated record.